AUGGAGGCGGACGCCGUCGCAACCCUGUUGAGCGGCACCAGCGCACACGCCCCCCGCCUGUGUCGGGCUGGCUUGGCUGUGGUCUUCACGCUGCGGCUGAGCACCUUGGCGGUUGGAGCCAAGACCCUGUGGCGGGACGAGGUUGGCGACCUGGCCUGCAACGCCAGCGCGGAGAGCUGCCGCCGCACCUGCUUCGCCGCUGCCUUCCCCAUCUCACCCUUCAACCUGUUUGCACUGCAGCUGGCGGUGAUCUUCAGCCAUGCUCUGGCCAGCUCCUGGCACUUCCACCCACGCGGUGAGGGCACGGGCAGCUGGCUGCAGCCCGCGCUCCGGGGCAAGCAGCAGCGGCUCUGGCUGCACUUGGGAAGUCUCCUGGCCAAGGUUGUCCUAGAAGGCGUCUUCCUGGUGACGUUCCACACGCUCUACAGCCACUUCCCCAUGCUGGUGCAGUGCCCUCCGUCUCCCUGCCCGCCAGCCGUGACCUGCGCCAUCCUGAAUGCCGAGGAGAAGGACGCCUUUAACCACUUCAUGGCCGGCUCCUCCUGGGCUUGUCUCCUACUCAGUCUGCUGGGGACGCAGCACGCAGCCGUUCAGAUCUUCCAGGAGGCUUCUGGAAAAGCUCUACGAAAAGGCACAGCCAAGAAACUAUGCGUGUAA
Gopherus evgoodei (Goodes thornscrub tortoise) is the source of this 657-nucleotide messenger RNA. RefSeq names its product gap junction beta-2 protein-like. Gene Ontology annotation, biological process: cell communication. Lineage: Eukaryota; Metazoa; Chordata; Testudines; Testudinidae. The transcript has a single exon. Gene Ontology annotation, cellular component: connexin complex. The record is from RefSeq and is a predicted model, not a curated record. Bases 1 to 657 code for a protein of 218 amino acids.